AUGGACGACUCCCACAUGGACGAUUCCAUUUUCGAGAUCAGCGAUGGCGCCAGCUCAGACUUUGUUCCCGAUGAACCUGCUCCGGUAUGCCUCCCUUGUGCGCUCGGGUUUGGAUCCCGGCUAACAGAAUCGCGUCUACAGAAGUCCAAGGCCAAGGCCGCACCGAAGAAGGUAGCAGCAGCAAAACCCACAGCCAAAAAGCAGACAACUUUGAAAGCCAAGAGCAAGGCACCGGCCAAGAAGAAGGCUACGGCGGACAGUGAGGACGAUAUGUCUGAUAUCCAGAUGUCCGAUAACGACUCCCUGCUUUCCCAUACCCCUCCCAAGGCCAAGAAGACGGCAGCCAUCAAGCGGGCAGGCUCAAAGCCUCUUGCUGAUGUGGAGAACGAGUCAUUUGGGGGCGAUGGGGCCUCCGAGGCAUCCAAAUCAAAUGGGAAUGCGUCAGAGAAGUACCAGAAACUUACACAACUUGAGCACAUCGUAAAACGCCCGGAUACAUAUAUUGGAUCGACCGAGCGCACCAUCCAGCAGAUGUGGGUUUACAACUCCGAGUCCGAAUCCAUGCAAUUUCGCUCGGUCUCUUUCGUUCCCGGUCUCUACAAGAUUUUUGACGAGAUUAUGGUUAAUGCUGCCGAUAACAAGCAAAACGACAAGGGCAUGAGCGAGAUCCGGGUAACCAUCAACCGCGAGGAAGGCGAAAUUAGCGUGUGGAACAACGGACGCGGUAUCCCUGUGGAGAUACACUCAAAGGAACAAAUCUAUGUCCCGGAGCUGAUCUUUGGCCACCUGCUUACAUCUUCCAACUACGACGAUGCUCAACAGAAAGUGACCGGUGGCCGUAACGGUUAUGGUGCCAAGCUCUGCAAUGUCUUCUCCACCGAGUUUUCAAUUGAGACCCAGGAUUCCCGUCAGAAGAAAAAAUACCGUCAGACUUGGACUGACAACAUGACCAAGAUGGGCAAGGCUAAGAUUACGGAUGCCACCAAGGGUGAUGACUAUACCAAGGUUACAUUCAAGCCCGACUUCGCCAAAUUUGGAAUGGAGGGUAUCGACGAUGAUUUUGAGGCUCUCGUAAAACGACGUAUUUAUGACCUGGCGGGUACUUCCGGUGUCGCUGUGAAGCUGAAUGGCACCCGCAUCCCGGUUCGGAAUUUCCGCAAGUACAUGGAGAUGUACACCAAGGCUAUUCGCAACGAACGUGGCGAUAAUGGCCCCCCCGCAAAGGACGAAAUCAUCACCUGCAGCCCAGAUCCUCGCUGGGAGAUCGGAUUUGCCGUCUCAGAUGGUGCCUUUCAGCAAGUCUCAUUUGUCAACUCCAUCGCGACCACUUCCGGCGGUACUCACGUCAACUAUAUUGCAGACCAGAUUUGCAAUCGCCUAGCGGAACAGGUCAAAAAGAAGAACAAGACUGGUGCCACUUUGAAGGCGGCUCAGAUCCGCAACCACAUCUUUAUCUUCGUCAACGCUCUCAUUGUCAACCCUGCUUUCAACUCGCAGACCAAGGAACAGUUGACUACCAAGGCCAGCCAAUUCGGCAGCAAGUGUGUUCUUGAGGAGGAAUUUUACAAGAAGAUUCUCAAGACUGAGGUCAUGUCCAAUAUUCUCCACUUUGCGGCGCAAAAAGCCGACCAGAUCCUGAAAAAAGGCGACGUUGGCCGUCGCUCUCGGAUGAACAACCCCAAGCUCGUGGAGGCUAACAAGGCUGGCACAAGAGAAGGUCAUCACUGCACCCUCAUUUUGACUGAGGGUGACUCCGCCAAGGGUUUAGCUAUGGCUGGACGUGCUGUCGUGGGUCCUGAUCUUUUCGGUGUCUUCCCUCUCCGUGGAAAGCUGCUCAAUGUUCGUGAUGCUUCUUUUGAUCAGAUCUCGAAGAACCAAGAAAUCCAAAACAUCAAGAACUUCAUUGGUCUCCAGCAUAAGAAAGAGUACACAGAGACUAAAGGGCUUCGCUAUGGCCAUCUCAUGAUCAUGACUGAUCAGGAUCAUGAUGGAAGCCACAUCAAGGGUCUGCUCAUCAACUUCCUUCAAGCACAAUUUCCAAGUUUGUUGAAGAUUCCCGAGUUCCUUAUCGAGUUUAUUACUCCUAUCAUCAAGGUCUGGAAGGGUGACCCGAAGAACCCUUCGAAGUCACGAUCCUUCUUCACAAUGCCUGAGUACGAUGAGUGGAAAGAAGCCCACAAAGAUGAACGUGGAUGGGAUCACAAGUACUACAAGGGUCUGGGAACAAGUUCCACGGAGGAUGCCCAGGUGUACUUUCGUGAUCUUGAUCGCCAUCUGAAAGAGUUCCACACCAUGCAAGACAACGAGGCCGAACUCAUUGAAUUGGCUUUCUCGAAGAAAAAGGCCGAUGAGCGUAAGGAAUGGUUGCGUCAGUACAAACCCGGGACAUACCUGGAUCACUCCAUGGCAAAGAUUUCCUAUACGGAUUUUAUCAAUAAGGAGCUUAUUCUGUUUAGCAUGGCGGACAACCAGCGUUCCAUUCCGUCCGUGGUGGACGGUCUCAAGCCCGGUCAGCGCAAAGUGAUGUAUACCUGCUUCCGCCGUAACCUCAAGAAAGAUAUGAAGGUUGUGGAGUUAGCAGGUCUCGUCUCUGGUAUGACUGCUUACCAACACGGUGAUACCUCGCUUCAACAAACAAUUGUUGGUCUGGCUCAAACUUUCGUUGGCUCGAACAACCUCAACUGCCUGGAGCCCAGUGGUAACUUUGGUAGUCGACUUCAAGGCGGUGGCGAUUGUGCCAGUGCUCGUUAUAUUUACACCCGGCUGUCUCCGUUCGCUCGAAAGGUUUUCCAUCAAUCUGAUGAGCCACUUCUGACGUACAAUGAAGAUGAUGGCAAGAAGAUCGAGCCCGAAGUUUACAUGCCAGUAGUACCCCUGAUUUUGAUCAAUGGUGCCGAUGGUAUUGGAACUGGAUGGAGUUCUUCCAUUCCCAACUACAACCCCGAGGACGUCGUCGCUAAUCUGAAGCGUUUGAUGAAUGGCGAAGAUACUGUCCCCAUGCAACCGUGGUUCCGUGGGUUCACCGGCGAAGUUGUCGACAUCGGUGGAGAUCGCUUCAAGUUUAGUGGUAUAAUCAAGGAGAGUGGAGACAAGGAGGUUGAAAUCACUGAGUUGCCUAUCCGGACCUGGACGCAAGAUUUCAAAGACAAACUAGAGGAUAUCAUCAAGGCCGAAAAGGUGCCGUCCUUCAUCAAGGACUACAAGGAUUACAAUACUCACAGCAAGGUUCAUUUCGUCAUUCAACUUGACGAGAAGAACAUGAAGGGUGCUUUAUCAGAGGGUUUACACGAGAAGUUCAAGCUUUCCAAGACCAUUGCGACAACCAACUUGGUUGCCUUCGACCCGGAGGGCCGCAUCACCAAGUACGCCACUGUUGAUGAUAUUCUCAAGGAAUUUUUCACUGUUCGCCUCAAAUACUACGAGAAGCGUAAGCAGCAUCAGCUGUCUGAGCUCCAGAAAGAGCUUGAAAAGUUGAGCAACCAAGCUCGCUUUAUUCAAAUGAUCAUUGAAGGCACACUGGUUAUUUCUAAGAAGAGAAAGCCUGUUCUGAUCAGUGAACUGAAAGAAAAGAGUUUCAGGCCUUUCCCCAAGGUUGCUGACGCCGCCAAGCUUGGCGAAGACGAGCAGGUAGUCGAAGAAGGCGAUGAGUCCGAAGACAAGGAGACCGAGAAAUUGUCAAACGCCUACGACUACCUCCUCGGUAUGCCGAUGUGGUCGCUAACUCAGGAGCGUGUUGAGCGACUUCGUCGCCAGAUUGGCGACCGUGAGAUGGAGAUUGAUAAAUUGAUCAAGCUCUCCAAGGAGGAAAUUUGGACCACCGACCUGGAUGAGUUCAUCAACGAGUGGCGCUUCCAACUUGAGGAUGAAGAACGUCGUCUACGCAAGGUCCAGAAUAUGGGCCGCCGCGCCUCAUCUAAGCUCAUGACUGGCGCCGGUCGCGUGGCCCCCCGUAAGCGCAAGGCUGCGAAUGGCGAUGAUCCUGAUGAUGAGGAUUUCGCAGCUCCCAAGACUAAGAAGACGGCAGCAGCCAAAAAGAAAGAGCAGCCGGUCAACAGUUUGGCUAACUUCCUCAACAAGUCGACCGCCGCUAAGACAACCCCUUCGGGCACUGACGGCGCUAACGAUUCGGAUGAUGACUUUGAUUUCGAAAUGGAAGUGCUGCCGAAGAAGAGUCGUGGCGCGGCUAAGGCCAAAGCGACCCCUAAAGAGGAACAGGACGAUAUCGACAUGGUAGAUGUACCAAGGAACAGCUCCUCUCCUGCAUCUGUACAGCCAGCAGACGAUCCAAUGGACCUCAAUGAAGAACCUGCUCCAAAGCCAAAGCCCGCGGCGAAGCGGGGUCCCAAGCCCAAGGUCAAGCCUGCCGAGGAUUCAGAUGAUGAUUUUCUUGAAAUUGCAAAGAGCGAAGCUAUUUCAAAAAAGCCUACCCAGUCUAGUCGCUCUCGCAAGCCUGUCAAGUACACUGCAGAUAUUGAUUCUGACAGCGACAAUGGCGAUGAUCUUCUUGGAGACGUCAGCCAGAUGGUCAAGGGUAUCGGUGGCGGUGAUUCGGAGCCUCGUCAGCUCUUCAAAGAUCGGUCCCGUGCCGGAAGUAGUGCCAGUCUAAUGGCAUCUACUGGUAAACCCUCCAAGAUCAGCGAAUUCGAUGCCGACGAAACCGACUACAGCAAGCUUGUGCCGCAGAACUCUCCUCGCCGCUCUCUGCUGGUCAAGCCGAAGGAGGUCUCAAUAAUACAGGAUGACGAGGAUGAAGACUCCCCUGUCAAGCCUAUCAAGGCUCAAGGUAAGGCUGUCUCGAGAACUGCUUCGAAGACCGCCGCAGCCGCUCCCAAACCGCGCGGUCGUCCUAAGAAGGAUGCUGCCGCUCCGGCCAAGCCUUCCGCUGCAGCCAAGGCAUACGCUUCCAAGCAAGCCAGAACGACCAAGAAGAAGCCCGUGGAUGAUUAUUCCGAAGAUGACAUCGACGCGAUGGCUAACGAUAUCCUGGAUUCGCCUGCCGGCAAGGUAGACCUCUCAGAUGACGAACCCGUCUCUCGCCCGGCUGCUGCUAGUCGCCCAUCCCGUCGCACCGCAACCCAGGCGAAGAAGAGCUAUGUGAUCGAGGAUGAGAGUGAGGAUGAGGGUUCCGCCAAUGAUUUUGAGGAGGAUGAGAGUGAUUAG
Molecule: messenger RNA, 5160 nt
Organism: Penicillium macrosclerotiorum
Lineage: Eukaryota; Fungi; Ascomycota; Eurotiomycetes; Eurotiales; Aspergillaceae
Product: DNA topoisomerase 2
Exons: 2
Coding region: 1-5160 (1719 amino acids)
Biological process (GO): DNA topological change; sister chromatid segregation; resolution of meiotic recombination intermediates
Cellular component (GO): nucleus
Molecular function (GO): ATP binding; DNA topoisomerase type II (double strand cut, ATP-hydrolyzing) activity; DNA binding
Source: RefSeq, a predicted model, not a curated record